Messenger RNA from Sesamum indicum (sesame), 2493 nucleotides. Lineage: Eukaryota; Viridiplantae; Streptophyta; Magnoliopsida; Lamiales; Pedaliaceae. The record is from RefSeq and is a predicted model, not a curated record.
UUGCUUACUCUGUUUUAUCACAUUUCAUCUUAUCUGGAAUGGGGAAACGCAAAUCCCCCGACAAGGCCGCCGGCCGCGAGAAAGAAUGGGAUAGAGUUUUCAACGCUUUAGUGACGUUAUCCCAGAAUCUGCAGAAAGAUAGGCGGUUUCUUGAAGAAAGACGAAAAUCUUUGCACCAAGUUAUUUAUAAGAUGAAAAAGGAGCAGAAAGUUGAGUCUGCAAAAGCGGAACUUAUGUUGGGUUUGAAGGACAGGGAGGCUUUCACUUACAAGCAAAGAUAUGGAAAGGCAAGAAUACUGUCACUCGUGGAAGGGGUGAAACAUCAAAAAAAGAAUCAGAUCCUUUGCAGACCUCUAAGAAGAUGGCUCAUAGAAAGCGAAGUGCUCGUAAGUCAACUGAAGGAAAGGCCCCUUGGCAGCAAUUCAAUAGAAAGAAAGCGAAGUGCUCGUAAGUCAAGUGAAGGAAAGGCCCCUAGGCAGCAAUUCAAUCUACAGAUGGCUCAUAGAAAGCGAAGUGCUCGUAAGUCAAGUGAAGGAAAGGCCCGUAGGCUGCAAUUCAAUCUAAAGGCCGCCGGCCGCGAGAAAGAAUGGGAUAGAGUUUUCAACGCUUUAGUGACGUUAUCCCAGAAUCUGCAGAAAGAUAGGCGGUUUCUUGAAGAAAGACGAAAAUCUUUGCACCAAGUUAUUUAUAAGAUGAAAAAGGAGCAGAAAGUUGAGUCUGCAAAAGCGGAACUUAUGUUGGGUUUGAAGGACAGGGAGGCUUUCACUUACAAGCAAAGAUAUGGAAAGGCAAGAAUACUGUCACACGUGGAAGGGGUGAAACAUCGAAAAAAGAAUCAGAUCCUUUGCAGACCUCUGAGAAGAUGGCUCAUAGAAAGCGAAGUGCUCGUAAGUCAACUGAAGGAAAGGCCCCUAGGCAGCAAUUCAAUAGAAAGAUGGCUCAUAGAAAGCGAAGUGCUCGUAAGUCAAGUGAAGGAAAGGCCCCUAGGCAGCAAUUCAAUAGAAAGAUGGCUCAUAGAAAGUGAAGUGCUCGUAAGUCAAGUGAAGGAAAGGCCCCUAGGCAGCAAUUCAAUCGAAAGAUGGCUCAUAGAAAGCGAAGUGCUCGUAAGUCAAGUGAAGGAAAGGCCCCUAGGCAGCAAUUCAAUAGAAAGAUGGCUCAUAGAAAGCGAAGUGCUCGUAAGUCAAGUGAAGGAAAGGCCCCUAGGCAGCAAUUCAAUCUAAAGAUGGCUCAUGGAAAGCGAAGUGCUCGUAAGUCAAGUGAAUGGAAGGCCCGUAGGCUGCAAUUCAAUCUAAAGGUAUCUUCGCAUUCCUUAUUCUGUUAUGCUUAGAUAUGCAUGCAUGCAAAACGAUAUGUUGCACCCUUUGGAAAUACUGGACUAACACCCAAUUCCGGCGAAAUAUAUUCUCGUUGCACCUUUGCCCUUCUCUGAAUAUGAUGUUUCCAUGGAGGAAAAGUUAGUAUAGUUGUGGUAUUGAGCUCACCUUAGAUACCUUUUUAACAAAUAAGAACCUAGCUAGGGAAGAGGCUUACAUCUGCCUAAAAUAUAGGAUACUUAUUUUUCAGUUUUACUUAGUUAAUUUUUUGGCUCAACAUUUUCCAAUUUGUUAUUAAUUGGAUUUUCUCUCAAAGUCCAUGAUAUAGAUUGUCGUUUGGUCAAAGCAAAAUCCAAACAUAUGCAUUAUGUUGAGCAAAAAAUUUAGUCAAGGCAAAACCCUCUUCCAUGGUUCUGUAUUUGUCGAAAAGUUUCUAGGAUACCACACUUAGAAUGCUUUUCCUCCACUAGAACACCAUUAAUCAGAGAUUCCGGGCUUAUAUUAGAAGAGCUCGAAUCAGUAGUUUGGACUAUGACAACUUUACCUCUAAUCCUAUUUUUUCUUCAUGUCUUUCCUUCUACCCCCUCAUUGCCCCCCUCCUUUUCAUCCUUCUCUAUAAUUUAUAUCUCCUCCAUCAUCAUCUCAAAAGAAGGUGUCGAAUAGACUGUGCAUGCCCUAGCAGCUUCUGAAGAGAAGGACCAGCAAUUUUUUUUUUUUUUUUUUUUAUGAUUUCCUUUUGGUCUUGAGUUUUUCUUUGUUCUAAAAUUUUCCUUUGUACAAGACUUUUUUAAAUUAUCUAAAUUACUAAAAUUUCUUGAAGCUAUUGUUGCCGAGGUGUUUAGCUAUUGGUUUUGUCUAACUAAAAUUAAAAUAUCUCUGCUAACAUUUUCCAGCCAAAUAUUAUGACGCUCAAUUUCCUUUUCUUCUUUCACCCUUCUUGUCGUAUCCCUGUAGCAAUCUAACUGUAGUGUUCUUGCUAGGUCUAGAAGUGCGGGUAUGAUAUACGCACUCAACUUUAUGACGAAGAACUUCUGAAAAUACUUGAUACAUUUACAUUUAUUGGUAUAGUUUUUACUUGUCAGUUUAUAAUGAUAGCUAGGUAUGGUCCUUAUAAUGCAUGUCUUAAACUGUUUACAUAUUUGGUGUGUGCACCUGUAGUUGUUCCGCUGUGCUCUCCUAC